AUGUGCGUGCUUGUGGGUGCCGAGGAUUCCUCCGUUAUUGCAAGUAUCUCAUACUUCCAGUCCAACGUUCGGUAUGAUGUCGGUGGUCGCAGAUUGGAUUUCCUGACUGAAGUCGAGAAGUGCAGAGGACCUGGAUGCGUCUAUGGCUCGUCGUUCUUCCACAAACAAAGUAAGAUGCAAUACCAGUUUGGUGAAGUCAGACGAGAGCUGGAAAGCAUUAUUUGA
Penicillium longicatenatum is the source of this 225-nucleotide messenger RNA. RefSeq lists its product as uncharacterized. The transcript has 2 exons. Bases 1 to 225 code for a protein of 74 amino acids. The record is from RefSeq and is a predicted model, not a curated record. Lineage: Eukaryota; Fungi; Ascomycota; Eurotiomycetes; Eurotiales; Aspergillaceae.